Messenger RNA from Anguilla anguilla (European eel), 2882 nucleotides. RefSeq lists its product as uncharacterized. The transcript is spliced from 19 exons. Bases 103 to 1989 code for a protein of 628 amino acids. Lineage: Eukaryota; Metazoa; Chordata; Actinopteri; Anguilliformes; Anguillidae. The record is from RefSeq and is a predicted model, not a curated record.
CUGACACCCCGUCAUGUUAAUCAAGCGGUUUUUUUCCCCAUUCAGCACAGCUCAGAACAGGCAGCUUUCCUCACUUCAGUGUCUCCCUGCCGAGUAUGUGAGAUGGACAAUGUCUACGGCAACGCAGAAAUAGUGUUCUCUCACCUGGAGAAGAGGCAAGCGGCAGAUCUCUUCAAAGGAGAUCAGGAUAUCUAUGCCAAUGCUGCUGAGCAGGAGUCAGGAGAGAAACAGAACUGCCCUGUCGAACACACAGGCUCCUCUCCUCUUUCGGCAGCAGAGAACAGUGGCGCCACCCGCAGGUGCAGCCUGGCCCUGCUAGCUGUACUCUGCCUCGCUCUGCUGGGUGGUCUCACUGCCCUGGGGAUCCUGUACGUUCAGAAAAGCAACAGAUCGGAUGCCCUGGAGGAGGAGAACAGGGAACUCUCCAUCUCUCUGUCUUCUGUGGAGCAGAGGCUAGCAGGAACUGAAAGAAAGUUGGAGGAACUGCAAGUGAGACACAGAAAUGCAUCAGAAACACUCUCUGCUUAUCGAGACAUAAAGAGAAAUCUGGAGGAGCUGCAAGUCAAGCAUACAGAUCUGUUGAAAACUAUUUCCCAUUACAAUGCUAUGGACGGAUGUGCAUGCCUCACUGGAUGGAGAAUACACCAGGGAAAGUGUUACUUCUUCUCCACUGAGAAGAUGAACUGGUCUCAAAGUCAGGAGUACUGCACCUCGAAGGGGGCACAUCUGGUCAUCAUAAACAACCAACAAGAACAGAAUUUUGUGUCGUCCAGGAUUAGUGAGACGCACUGGAUUGGGCUGAGCGACCGGGACACAGAGGGACAGUGGGUCUGGGUGGACGGUACGCCUCUUGACAGAAGCGGAACCCAGUACUGGUGGGCAAAGGAGCCGGACAACUGGAUGGGCGCAGGGGACCCGUUCGGAGAAGACUGCGCAGCUCUGGGGGACCACAACGGAAACCACACUUCCUGCGCAGCUCAGUACAGACAGCUUUCCUCACUUCAGUGUCCGCCCUGCCCGGUCUGUGAGAUGGACGUCUACAGCAACGCAGAAAUAGUGCUCUCUCACCUGGAGGAGAGGCAAGCGGCAGAUCUCUUCAAAGGAGAUCAGGAUAUCUAUGCCAAUGCUGCUGAGCAGGAGUCAGGAGAGAAACAGAACUGCCCUGUCGAUGGGAACGGUGGCACCCCCUGCAGGUGCAGCCUGGCCCUGCUAGCUGUACUCUGCCUCGCUCUGCUGGUUGGUCUUACUGCUCUGGGGAUCCUGUACGUUCAGAAAAGCAACCGAUCGGAUGCCCUGGAGGAGGAGAACAGGGAACUCUCCAUCUCUCUGUCUUCUGCGGAGCAGAGGCUAGCAGACAUUAAGAGCAACUUGGAGGAGCUGCAAGUCAAGCAUCUGUGGAAAAUUAUUUCCCAUUACAAUGAAUGCAAUAAGAGGAAAGUGGACCUUGCCUUCCUGUUUGAUGGGUCAGAAAGCCUGACAGCAGACGAUUUUAAGAAGAACAAAGACUUCAUUGCUGACAUGAUGAAGACACUUUCAAAUACCUCUACACAGUUUGCAGCAAUGCAGUUUUCGAAGAGGUCCCGCACUGUUUUCACCUUUAAAGACUACCAGGAAAAGAAGGCAUUGGAUCUCUUAGAAAAGGAACAACACAUGAAGGACCUCACCAACACAUAUGGUGCAAUGAACAAUGUUCUAAACGAUAUUUUGAGCAGCACAACAGCUGGUGCCAUUCCAGGUGCUACAAAGGUUCUAGUCAUCAUCACAGAUGGAAAUCCAUCUGACAAGGAUUGGACAAAGGUCAUCAAAACUAUGGAUGACAGGCAUAUCACCCGUUAUGUUAUUGGGGUUGGGAAUGUCGCCCGGGAGACACUGACAGCCCUGUCAUCACAUCUCCCCAACAAGAAUACUACCUUCCCCAUAAAUGACUACGAUGGACUGAAGGGAGUCUUGGAUAGUCUACAGAAACAGAUCUACAACAUUGAAGAUUGACAGCACUGUCAUCGUGCUGAUGGAUGAUGCAACUCUGGCAAAUUACAUCCCCUCCUACAGAGACCAAAUUGCCGUCUUCAAUUUCAGCAAAAGUCUCCUCUCAAAAUGAUUAGAUGGAUUACAUCAGUUUUGGUGCUCACAACAAUUUCUGCAAUGCCGGAUUUGGAUGACUUAAUCAGACUAUACUUCAGACUUUCUUUCAGUAACAAAGAAAUACUUGCAAUUUUAGCACAUAACAAUGAUAAAGAGGCUAUAUGAAACUAUCGGCUAAACAUAUUUUACUUUUUUUUACCAUCAAAAUGAAAUUGUGUGUUUCAUGUAUUGUAUGCAUUAUGUAGAAUGUUUCAUGCAGGGACCGCUUUUAGUUAGCGCUUUAGUUGAGAUCUCUUGUAAAGCCUCUUUAACGGUAAAAAGGUUAAAUGUUACUUUUAACAUUGAAAUGUUAGUUUAAAAAAUUGACCCAUUCUGGUUAUGCUCUUUAUCGACCUGCCUAUCUGGUUAUGACAUUUAACCAUGUCAUUAUUGGUAUUACUAAGAAAAUGUAUUUUUAUAUUAAUUUUUAAUGUGAACUAAAUGUUACUUCUUCCACCACAUUUGUAUUCACGUCUUCAGUUGAAUGUUGAUCUAAUGUUGAUCAAACUCCUUAUCCAUAUGGGUAAAAAGUGAUGGGGUAAAUAAGGUUUAAAAUGCAGUUGUUCAAGAAUGUUACGGACAGAAGUGUGUGGACAAUUUACAUGAGUGAAAUGCACACUGCAUUGCAUGGGCAUUCUGAGAAUACAGUAGGGCUCUGAAAUUACAAAUAACAACUGACUCAUUUAAAGGUGCAGUAAAUAAUUUCACCAGUACCAGGUGCCAACUAGCCACCAUUAUACAGAGGUAGGGGUUUACCUAGA